AUGUGCUGUCACUGUCAAAUUGCAUUGAAUCACUGAUGAGUUUGUUAUUAUUUUUGUAUUAUUUUUUAGAUUCCUGUUAUCAUAAAUUGCUUACGAAAUAAGAGAUGUAUUUUUUAUCAAAUAAAAAAUGUACAGGAAUUUAUUCUUCAAUAAUUUAAAAAUAAAAUUAUAGUCUAUUGACAUCUUUGGCAUAAUAUAAACACUUCCUUUGCCUGACAGUUACCAAUCAAAAUCAAAUUGACUGAAAAAGUUAGGUUAUUAGAAAAAAGUGUGAGGUGCAGUGUUUUAUAUCGUGGAACUAUUAUUUUAUUUCAUUAAAAAUGAGUUCUGGAUUUAUAUCCGAAAGUGAAAUAUUAGAAGCGAGAAGAAGAAGGCAAGAGGAAUGGGAAAAAGUUCGUACAGCUGACCAGCCAGAAGAGGCACCAGAAGAGCCUUAUGACACGCGGCCGCUAUACCAGCGCUUGGAAGAGCAACGGCUGAAGAAGGAGGCCGAAUACGAAGAGGCACACAAGCUCAAGAACAUGAUUCGUGGUCUAGAUGACGAUGAGGUCGGGUUCCUUGACCUGGUGGAACGCUCAAAGGCUAAAGCAGCUCAACAGAUCUCUAUUGAGGAACAGAGGGAAAUGCAGGAGUUCAGGGAGCGGGUCUCCAACUUAGCGGAGAGCGAGGAGUUGACACGACUGCGCGCCCAACUUGCGCCGUCGCGCAAUACACAGGCAUCGACCCAAGCACAGAACACACAGAAAAAUAAACUGCAAGGGGUGGUGGUGAGGAAACGCAAGGCGAGUGAGAUUGAUGGCGAGAAGCAGAACAAAGAUUCGCCGCCGCCGAAGACUAACGGAAUUGUUACUAAUAGCAACGAUACGCAAAACGGCAAUGCAACGACCACCGAGGACUGCGUACUACGCUGUGUGGGCGUACUGCCGGGGCUCGGACACUACGACACUGAUUCCACAUCCGACACCGAUGACUCUAGCGAUCAUGAUUCUAACGACAAAUGCUGUGCCAAGCGCGAUAUGUUGGGGCGCCGACACGAGGACAAGUCGAGGAAAGAUGACAAGAGCUAGACUUUGCACCGCAUGAACUCCCCUAUGUUAUGUGAUCUAAUAUAAGUUAUCA
Spodoptera exigua (beet armyworm) is the source of this 1119-nucleotide messenger RNA. Lineage: Eukaryota; Metazoa; Arthropoda; Insecta; Lepidoptera; Noctuidae. The record is from the annotation of a GenBank genome assembly.